AUGUGCUACAAAAUGAAGGUGUGCCUCAUUCUCAGAGACAGCCGCUCCUUCAAGAAGUGGCCUGUGGAAUACCGCUGGGACGAGGCCUGCAGCCGCAGCUGCACCACCGGACUGCCCGGCGUUGCCGAGGAGGAAGGGGCGAGAGCCAGCGGAAGCGGCGUCCUCCACACCGUGAAGCACGGCGCCGGCAAACUCGCCAGGUACGUUUUGGCCCACUCCGUCGGCCGCUGGCUGCUCUACCCCGGCUCUGUGUGCCUCCUGAACAGAGUCCCCCUCUCGUUGCUGGUGCACGCCCGGACACGUCUCAUGGAAGAUUUCUGUGGGAAACGGGCCAAGCUGCUUGCCCGCGAUGGGAACGAGAUCGACACCAUGUUCGUGGACCGGAGGAAGAAGAGGACGCCGGGGAGAAGAGGGAAGACGUUGGUGAUCUGCUGCGAAGGGAACGGCAGCUUUUAUGAAGUGGGCUGCUUUGUCACGCCGCUGAAGGCUGGGUACUCCGUCCUGGGCUGGAACCACCCGGGCUUUGCGAGGAGUACGGGCAAGCCCUACCCCCAGAAUGACUGCAAUGCCAUGGAGGUCGUGGUCCAGUAUGCCGUUCAUCGGCUCAAGUUCAGCCUGCCAGAGAUUGCCAUCUACGGCUACUCCUUGGGAAGCUACACGGCCUCGUGGGCCGGGAUGGCCUACCCAAAGCUGGGCGCUCUGGUCCUGGACGCCUCCUUUGACAGCCUGCUCCCCCUGGCCGCGAAGGUGAUCGGGAAGACCUGGAGGACGCUGGUGAAGCAGACGGUGGCAGAGUAUUUCAACCUCAACGUGGUGGACAUGCUCUGCCAGUACCCAGGGCCAGCCCUGCUGAUCCGAAGGACCCUCGACGAAGUCACGAGCACCGAGUUCAGUCCGGAGACCCACCUCCCCCGCAUCGGGACCAACCGGGCCAACGAGCUGCUGAUGCAGCUCUUGAGGUCCCGGUACCCCAACAUCAUCUCCGGGAACGAGGAUGUGGUGCGCCACUGGCUUGCAGCCGACUGCCCCCCGCUGGAAACCCUCAUCUACAGCCACCUGUACAAGGUUGACGACACCUGGUGCCUCAACAAGCUCAAGUACUUCAAAUCAAGCCUUGGACCGAACACCGACUUCCCUUGGAAAGUCGGGAAAAAACUAUCAGCCACAAGGAAGAAGCAGCUGGCGCUGUUUUUGGCAAAGAAGCACUUGAAGAAUGUGGAGACCACUCACGGGCGAACUUUGCCACCAGAGGAAUUUGAGAUGCCCUGGAAACUCUAG
Molecule: messenger RNA, 1278 nt
Organism: Varanus komodoensis (Komodo dragon)
Lineage: Eukaryota; Metazoa; Chordata; Lepidosauria; Squamata; Varanidae
Product: protein ABHD16B-like
Exons: 2
Coding region: 1-1278 (425 amino acids)
Biological process (GO): phosphatidylserine catabolic process; monoacylglycerol catabolic process
Cellular component (GO): endomembrane system
Molecular function (GO): monoacylglycerol lipase activity; glycerophospholipase activity
Source: RefSeq, a predicted model, not a curated record